Schistosoma haematobium is the source of this 3556-nucleotide messenger RNA. RefSeq lists its product as uncharacterized. The record is from RefSeq and is a predicted model, not a curated record. Lineage: Eukaryota; Metazoa; Platyhelminthes; Trematoda; Strigeidida; Schistosomatidae. Gene Ontology annotation, molecular function: adenosine deaminase activity. The transcript is spliced from 4 exons. Bases 756 to 1277 code for a protein of 173 amino acids. Gene Ontology annotation, biological process: inosine biosynthetic process; adenosine catabolic process.
UUGAAACUAAUGUGGUCAGCGUCCAAUGUCGAGGAUUUACAGAGCUAUUUAUUGUGAGGAUUUAUUUACCACUACAGACCAUUUGAGGUAUAAGACAACAGGUCUCGGGUUUUGGCGCGAAAUUCACUCAUCCGCUAAGUACAGUUUUGGCGUUGUAGCUAAUGUCAGUUCGUGAUGAAAACUCUAAAUCUAAUUCCUGACAUAAACCAUGAACUGCAAAUCACAAUUCUAAUUCCUCACACUGGAUUAUGACUCUCAUUUGGUCCUAAUUAUUAAAUGGACAUUCUCAGGGUUACUUUAGCGUCGCUCAAAGGUCGUCCAUAAAUUAUAGUCUUACUGUUAUAUAUAUAUAUAUAUAUAUAUAUAUAUAUAUUCAACCAGCAAUUAGUGGCUAUGGACUGGCUCCAUAUCCUUUUGUUACUCAACCCCGAGGUUGAGAUCUCAUUGGCUUAGUCAUUUCCGACUGUGAUCAAAGAAAAAGGUUACUUCAACCACUGAAUUCCUGGUGAUAUAAACCAACAGUUGAAGAUGCUAAGUGGUAUGCCUCGGAGUUAAUCACAAUUAAGCCUGGAAUGUAUCUACAUUGCUCAUAACUGAAGCGCACUUUUAGUAUACUAAAGUUCAGAUCAAUACUAUAGUAUUGAUCUGAACAUUUAAUUUUCUGUUAGUCACGAACUCUUACUCAUCUCCAGUUAUCGUUUCAUGUUUCUCAGCCAACAGUGAUCACAAAGCAUUUAGUGGACGUAAAAAUCGGCAUGAACAGUUUUUACCACAAUUUACCGAAAAUUGAGUUGCAUGCCCACCUUUCUGGGAGUAUUAGUUCGGCGUUUUUGAAGCGUGAAUCAAUUACCAACCGUGAUGUUCAGAACAUUAAUCCAGGUUUUGAUUUUGAAACAUGGAACGGGGAUGUGAAUAGGUGUUUUGAUGCUUUCCGAACAAUCCACAAAUUAAUUGAAACGCCAGAGAUUUUGGAGAGAGCUACAACUUCCGUUAUUGAAGAAUUUCAUCAAGAAAACGUCAUUCUUUUGGAAUUGAGGACUACGUUACGACCAAUUCCAACUCAUCGUUCUUAUUUGAAUGCGGUAAUCAGAGGAAUACAGAAUGCACCGAGUGUACUUGAUAAUAAAAUAUAUGUGACAUUAAUACUAUCUAUAGACAGAUCUAAAAGUCUUGAUGAAGCGUUACUCACUUUAGAGUUAGCAAAGGAAUACUAUUCCAAUGGAUUGGUAUCAGGCAUUGAUCUCAGCGGAAAUCCACUAGUAGGUUCAUCUGUUUAAAAAUUCCUAAUGACUUAAUUUUCAUAAUCUCAUAUUUGAUUGUACUUCCUCUACUAAAUUGAUCCAUAACUCAACCCAACAAUGUUGUAUAAUCACUUAGUCGGUUCUACUGUGCUUUAUUUCAGGGUAUUUAGUAGUUGUUCAUAUCACACCUGAUUAAUUGGAGUUACUUAUAAAACAAUCGCUGGUAAUGUGUUUUUAUUAUUGUCUGAUUGUAAAACUUAAAUGAAAAUAAUAAAAUUAUAACACGUAUCAAAUGCUAGAAAUUAAGGUAUUAUGUAUAUGAUAGCUUAAAGAAAAUUUAAAUGCUUUAUAAGAAAUAGUGUGUUUGUCAGUAAUAAUAAUAAUAGUGUUUCGAGAUAUUUUCCUACCAACCAAUUCAUUUUUGUGUGAAAUCCGAUCAUUGAUAAUCUACCUAUUGGACGUUUUGGUGUUAAGAAUUUAAAUGGAGUACUCGAAAGAUAAAGUUACUAAUAAGAUCCGUCAUAAUACUCACCAGCAAGGUAUAUUUGAGUGCACCAAUAUCUUAGUGUUCAAACAAGUUAUUCAAAUAGAGCAAGAACAAAAAACGUGGUAGAAUAACAUGAAUUCUUUUUAUUUCGUGGUUUCUUAUCAGCUGCAUACAACUUGAACAUAAUAGUAUUAUUCAUUAAAGAUUAGUGUACAUACUUGAUAUCACAAUAAAGCAAAUGUUCUUAUGGAUAACGAUUAAUAACCUGACUGUAGCUGCUACCUUGACAUGGUGGUCGGGCUUGCCUAUCGUGAUGACCCAACCGAGCUAUACUAGCUGGAUCAUAUGUUCCUGUAGGUUCUACCAUGCCAAACAGGUCGACUGGAGAACGGUAAGACUAUAAGCAGCAACUCAAGAUCUGAGGGUGAGGUCGUACUGAUGACUGUUGAGGGGGGUGUGACAGAAGUAAGGUGUUUCCUUUAGCAAUCAGCAUGGGCAGCGAUACUGCUUUCUCACAUGGAAGGAAGGGGUUAGAAAAGGUCAUUCAUUUGACCUCACCAUAUCGAAAUAAAGAACCAUUACGACUCACGCUUCCUGUAUCUAGAAACCCUGAUACUGCUUUUCAAGGUCUGGUUGGUGUAGGUAUAGCACUGGGUCAUAGGGCGGAACUAGCUCUCUUAGACUGAAUCCCAGUAGACAGUCGUUUGUGCGCUGUCCGACUAAACGGAACAGUAAGGACUCGUAAAGAUAGGGACACUCGUCGUUGCCUCUUCGUCGUCUCUACCUACUCUCCCAUUGACUGCAGCUCAGAUGAUGUAAAAGAUUAGUUUUACAGAAAGCUUUCUGACCUCCAAAAAGUUGGGCACUCUGAUGUAGCAAUAGUGGCUGGUGACUUUAAUGCUCAAGUAGGUAAACUAAGCGAAAGGGAAAGACACCUGGGUGGAUCUUAUAGUGUCGUGACUCAAAGAACAGAUAAUAACGACCGUCUGUUGCAAUCAUGCUCAGAUAACCGCCUGUUCCUUGCAAAUACUAACUUUAAGUAUAAGGAAAACACUUUAUGACAUGGCGACCUCCAAAUUCGUCCCAACGUUUGACCCAAAUAGAUCACAUCGCUAUCAGUCACCGAUGGAGGAGCUCGAUAGAAGACUUUCGCUCAUUCUGGAGCACAUGCUUAGAUUCAGAUCAUGCUCUAGUACGAGCGCGUAUCUGUCUGCGUCUUACUGGACGUAGGAAAGACGCUGUAAGGAAACCUCUUAGGGUCCUACUUAAUGAUAGUCAAGCUAAAAGCAUAUUUCAGGAACAACUAGGAAAACAGUUAGGCAGCCAUGUAUGUGAUGCCCACCCCGAGGCAGCAUGGAAUGAUAUCCGCAAAACUGUGGAAACCAGUGAUAACUGCUAGUCAGGUAAACCAUAAGGUUGAGGAGAAAUACUGGAUCUCAGCAGCAUCUACCUCACUGAUAGAUGCUCGAGAACUCAUUCCAUCUGGCUCCGAGCAUAACGAAGAGCGGAGUCAGCUUAAGCACUGAAUGAUAUAAAGCCUACGCAAUGAUCGCGAACAGUGGUGGGUAGCGAAAGCAAGAGAGGUGGAAAAGGCAACGGCAAUAGAUAACAGCAGACAAUUGUUCAGACUUGUUAAGGAAAGCGGAAUUAGGAACCCGACUGUUAGCGAAACAAUCUCAGAGAAAGAUGGACAUAUUAUUCAUUCUCAAUCCAGGAGAUUGGAUGGAUGGGCAGAACACUUUAGGGAUCAGUUCAACUGGCCUACAGCCACACUUCAGUUUCCCACGAUCUCCAGUCAACCUGAAUGGCAAGUUAACGUAGGUCCUCC